CUCAGUGAUCGCCAUCCAUCUACUCCCACCAACAACUCUGAGAUUCUCCCCUCCUAAACUGUGCUCCCUCAGAGCCAUGCUCACCUUUGUAACCACUUCGUCCUCACUCCAGCCUUCCAUUGCAACCACCUCACCACCUUCCCACUACACAGAUGGAGCCGGCAUGGUGUUUCAUCAUAUCCUUGAUCCCCCUUGUUGAAUUCCUGUCAAUUACUUCUGCUUCUGGAUUGAAGUCGCAGCAGCAAUGCAGUGACAGUGGUGGCAUGCCUGCUGGAGUGAGAGCUGGUUACUGGUCGCCGUUCUCAAGCCGCUACUCGCCGGUCAGUAGCAUUGACACCUCCUUGUACACUCACCUCUACUACAGCUCGGUAUCCUUUGACGAGACGAGCUAUGCUGUCGCGCCUCCACCGACCGAUGAGAGCUCGCUGCUCGCUGCGUUCUCCAGUACCGUCAAGUCCGGGAGCCCAUCCGUCAAGACCAUACUGUCCAUAGGCACAGAUGAGUACAAGGUGGACGUGUCAAAUGCCGCCUUCUCCAGAAUGGCUUCGGACAAGAACCUCCGGGGAGUGUUCAUCAACUCCUCGGUGGAACUUGCUCGAGCCAACGGCUUCGACGGUAUUGACAUGUCAUGGAUUUUCCCAGCCACACAGAUGGACAUGGAGAACCUUGGGGUCCUGCUUGCGGAAUGGCGGGCAAGGAUCAUGGAGGAAUCCGCCACGAACUCCUUGUCCGAGCCUCUUCUCCUUACAGCAACACUCUACUUCUCGAACCACCUGUUUGGCAUGCCUGACAGCAAUCUCGACUACCCAAUAGAUGACAUCUCAAACAACCUCGACUGGGUGAACAUUCUCACCUUCGGUUUCCAUGGGGGCAGCAAUGUCACUACAGUCGACGCACCUCUAUAUGACACAACCUCGCACUUCUCGGUGAGCUACGGGGUCAUCUCAUGGCUGGAUGCUGGACUCCCACCAUGUAAACUGGUGAUGGGUAUACCUCUAUUUGGAAGGUCCUGGUUCCUCAGAAACAAGGCCAAGAAUGGAAUAGGAUCACCAACUGCAGCUGCUGGGACAAAACAGAGGAAGAGCAACCAGACCGGGAUAAUUGCGUAUACAGAGGUUGAAGAUUACAUGAACUCUGCAAGCACCGUUGUUACGUACGACAACCAGUCAGUGGCAGAGUAUUUCUACAACGGUGACCUCUGGGUCAGCUUCGACAGUGCACAGGUGGUGCAGCACAAGAUAGAGUUUGCAGUGAGGUCUCAGCUGCUUGGGUACUUCCUCUGGACUAUCGGCUUCGACGAUUCAAACAGCACAAUAUCAAAGCAAGCAUCCGAAUCAUGGCACCAAUAUGCACAGGGUGGUUUUGGAACCAUGCAUGCAGGAGGUUCAAACCAGUAUGUUGCAUUUAAUUCAUCUUCAGUAUCAUUUGGUAGCUGGCAUUUAAAAAUGCUCAGCUAUUUGUUGUCCUCUGUACUUCUAUUGGUGACUCUAUUUGAUUCAGAAUAUCAGUAAACAUGCCAGAUAUGUAAAAGUAGUUUUAAAUGAUAUGUUCAUCAAAGUGAAUGUCAAAUUGUUAAAUAAAUACAAUAUGCUAUAUUGUAUUUAUUGAGUUUUUUUCAGUCAUUCUUUCCCAAAACAAGGGUUACAUCAAGUUAAA
Messenger RNA from Setaria italica (foxtail millet), 1656 nucleotides. RefSeq names its product chitinase-3-like protein 1. The coding region runs from base 153 to 1511 and encodes 452 amino acids. The transcript has 2 exons. Gene Ontology annotation, cellular component: extracellular region. Gene Ontology annotation, biological process: chitin catabolic process; carbohydrate metabolic process. NCBI's taxonomy places the organism in Eukaryota, Viridiplantae, Streptophyta, Magnoliopsida, Poales, Poaceae. The record is from RefSeq and is a predicted model, not a curated record. Gene Ontology annotation, molecular function: chitin binding; chitinase activity.